This is a messenger RNA of Chelonus insularis, 4276 nucleotides long. RefSeq names its product post-GPI attachment to proteins factor 2-like. Lineage: Eukaryota; Metazoa; Arthropoda; Insecta; Hymenoptera; Braconidae. The coding region runs from base 563 to 1372 and encodes 269 amino acids. The record is from RefSeq and is a predicted model, not a curated record. Gene Ontology annotation, cellular component: endoplasmic reticulum membrane; Golgi membrane. Gene Ontology annotation, biological process: GPI anchor biosynthetic process. The transcript has 6 exons.
AGGUGGAAUGCGGAGAAAAUUCAUUCGAUGUGUUUGCGAGAGUACAAAACAACUUGAUAAUAAAAAAUCUAAAUUUUUUGAGCGAUAUGAAAAGCGGGACUCACUACAAAGAUAAUAGGACAAGAGUGCGCCAAUUUCUACUGGUAUGUGCGUGCGCAUUCGUUUAUGCGCGAUCAUAAAAGAUCACUGAGAAAUUGCGAGCGCCGCGCCGAUAAAAGCCAGAUGGGGAUUGUGCAGCUGUAUUUAAUGAGUGGUCAUGAAUUAAUGGAUGUGAUAUUUUACCUCUUAUCAUUUAAUUAUCACUUUUAAUCUCAACAAUUUGUGACAAUUUCUGUCAGUUAUACAUACAGCUUUGUUAUCGUACUCUAUUCAGAAGGUUAAUUUGAAGAUUUUCUGAAAUAAGAACUUUUAUCAAUGAGUGUUAAAUAUUAUUUUUCCGGGAAUAAAAAAUGUGCCUGGCACUUUUCUCAAAGAUGAUGAUAAAACCUCAGAAAUAAAGUGUGAAGUUUUUUGCAAAAUUAAUAUGAAAUAAUUGAAAAUGAAUGUUUAAUUCUUAUUAUAAAUGUCUGAUAACAAGGGAACAAUAGAUAAAUCAAUUAUGGAACCCAUAGAACUUAAUAAUGUGGAAAACAACAAGGGUUCCAUUCAUCUGGCAAUAUCAUUCAGAAAAUUAUGUAUUGCUACCGCUUGUUUGCCGCUGGUUACUUUAUUGAUCUGUUUUGUCACAGCUUACAUCUUUCAACAAGACGACAUUCAUGAAACACAUUGCCGAGUUUAUAAUGUUCUGCCAUCAAUAUCUGCUAUCACAGGUGUUUCUCCGCAAAGAUAUUUGUGGCGUAUUACAAUUGCACUACAUAUUGGACCACGACUUGUUAUAGCCACUGUAUACCAUUCUUAUUAUCGAAAUAUUCUUCUUGCUCUUGAGCACCUGCCAGCUAAAAUUCUUGGAUGUCGGCUAUUAAAUUUGUGCUUUUGGUUAAAUCUCGUUGAAAUAGCCGCUCUUUGUGGGGUAACUUAUAUCUCUAACAGAGAAAAUUAUUAUGCCCAUGAAAAAAUUUUUAUUAUCUUUAUGGUCAGCUCUUUAACAUAUAUGUUAGCAGCGGUUAAAUUAGGUCGUUUAGUAACGCCAAACGCACAAAGUCUUCAUUAUAAAGAAAUACUUUUUACUACUAGUUUGGUCAGCACUGUUGGCCUUAUAAUAUUUUUUUUGAAACACCGAUUACUCUGCCAUGACCUAGCAUUCAGCUGGUUUUCACUAUGCGAAUAUAUUAUUGCAUCGGCAAACAUGGGAUUUCAUGUUACAGUAAUUUUGGAUUUUCCCAAGGAACAGUUGAUAGUUGGUCAUGGUUUACCUCUAACAAAGGUUGAUUAAAUCAGCUUUUUUAAUAAAUCAAUUUAUGAUAAUUAAAUUCAUCUUAAAGUGCCUACUGUCAUGAUGUUCGUUAUUAAAUGCCGAAAUUGUAUAUAUUGGUAUGCCAAUUUUGAAACCAAUGCUUCCACAAAAAGACACUGGGCACUUGAUGAAUGGAUAUUAAACGUGAUAAGGCCUUUUCUUGUUGUACCUCUUCAUAGAGAUUUAUAAUGAUAAAAGAGUGAAGAAAAUAUUUGAGCACACGCAAAUGGGUUAAACGUGAUGAACAAUCGAAAUUUCUCUAUAUGCAUAUUAUGCAGUUUUAUUGGGAUAUCAAUUAGGAUUAGGUUGUUGUAAAAAUUUUUCAAUGAAUUUACUAUCAACAUUUCCUUUUUUGUUUUUAAAUUGACUUAUUUUUUUUAAUCAUAUUUUGUUCAUAAAGCGUCACAUUAGGAUAAUUCAUUCAACUAAUAUGAUGAAUAUUUAUGAAUAUCAAAUAACAUGAACUAUAUUAAUUUAUCCUCAAGAUACAGAAAAUUAAUUUUUUCUUGCACAAUUAUGAAAAUAAAAUUUAAUUAUUAUUAACUAUGACAAAUAUUUUUAAGAAAUAAGAUAAGUAGUUUUCAUGAUUAAGAGAUAUUGCAAAAAAUAUCACAACAACCUAAUGACUCAUGAAUUGUAUAAGAGUUUUUGGCUAUUUAUUAGUGAAGGAAAAGCAUGUGCAGAAACCAUGUGUGCAAUGAGCCAUCUAGUCUAUAUUAUGCAGUCUAGUCGAUAUAAUGAAACUUUCAUUAUGAAUAAUUAUAAAUUAUCUCAAUUAAAAAUAUCUUUAGGGUACAAUUAUUAUAGCAAAUUAAGUAGAAAAAUAUUAAAAUAAAUUUAAUGAAGUAUUAAAAAAAUUGUAAUCAUGUGGAAACAGUUUUCAUAGAAAAGUAUGCUUUUUAAUUUGCUAUUUAUUUACUAUUUUUGAUGUCAAUUAUUUUUACUCAAGGAAAUGUAGCUGCUCUGUGAACACCAUAAAAGGGAAAAUUUAUACCCAGGAAAAAAUGAUUUAGUGUCGAUCUCUUUUCGAUCUUUAUGAGUAACAGCUACUUAGCGUAUUUCAAUAUAAUGGUUUAUAAUUGUAGUUCAAAAAAACAUUAUUUUUUUUUUUUUCCUUAAAAUACAAAUUAGUUUGCUAUUCAAUUUUAAGUGCACAUGAAUAUUACAAAAUAAUUACAUAGGAUUUUAUUCAAAACAAGUAUUUAAAAAACUCCACAAUAAAGUGUUUUAACAAAAUACAUUACAAAAUUAUUUUUGAAAAUAAUUUAUUCUUGAGUAUAUUAAAAUUAUUCUUGUGCGACUGAAGAUCUUUCUAUUUAUUUGUUGAUAAAGCAUUAUUGUAACUAAUGGACAAGGUUAUUUAUAAUAAGUAAAAUAUAUUGCAAUUAUGAGGAUAAAGUCGGAAUUUUAAGCAAAAAGUAAUAGAUUUAAUUAAUAAUAGUAUAGAUAAUUGCAAUUAAAUAAAUAGACUAUGUGUAAGCUGAAAGGUACAUUUAAGAUGUACAAUUUUAGAUGAAAAUAUUCCAUUUCAUCUGGAUCAAAUAGAAAUUCAGAAUCGAAGAAAUUUCACAUUUAAAUGCAGAUUUAUACAUACAUAACAAUAAUUGUAAUUAUAAUUUUAUAUGUAAAAUUUCGUCGAUUUAUAUAGAAGCUUUAAGAUUAUUUUUUGCUGCCAAUUGGUUUAGUUUUAACAUGUGUUGAUAGUUAAUAAGAACUUAAAUAACUUUUCUAUACUAAAUAUUAGCACUUUUAGUGCUUAUUUUGUGCCAAUCGAUUCAUUUUGAGUUGUUUUAUCGUUUAUAUUCUUUUAUUUAAUUUGUUGGAUUAGACUUUUUUUAUGAUUGUGAUUGGUAUUAUUUGCUUAAUCAUUUGAAAAUACUCGAAUGUAUCUAAUAGAAAUUUUCUCUGUCAUUAAAGUGCUAAAUUCAUUUAUUAUUUUAUGAUUCUAAUGUUUACUAUAAUUUUUAUGAUUACUAAAGUCUCUGCACUGUCUUAAAACGCUUUCAUGCACAAAAAAAAGCGAAAAUGAAACACAAAAAUGAUUAUUAAGGAUGCAUGAAUUAUACUGAUGAUCGUAUGUUAAAAAUAUUGGUGAGAUAAGAAAUGUGAAAGCAAAAUGACACAACACAUAUCUGUCAAAAAAAGACGUAACUGUAAACUGUAAAUUUACUAAUGCAUUUUUACCGUUUACUUGAAUAACAAAAGUUCAUACGUACAUAAUGUCUCACAAUGUUAAAUGUGUUCCAAUUAAUUUUAUAUCUCGAAUAAAUUUUUCAACAAAAUAAUAUUUUUUUAUAAUUAUUCUAAAAGAAAACGAAAUUUUUUUAUAUCAAAAGGUAUUUUAAUUCUACUUUCAUUUUUUUCAAUUUUAACAUAUAAACCUACCAAUCUUACUUGGGAUAUGCUACUUUAACCCAUUUACUGGGUCAAUUGAGCUUGUUUGACCUUAAUAAAGGCCAAAAAUAUGAAUGUGUGAAUUUUAUUUAUUAUAAAACGGAAUGGUGAUUGUCCGUGCGUAUGUAUGUACGUCAUGCAGAGUCAUGUAUUUCAUGAAAUUAAAGUAUGAUAAAUUAAUGAAAUUAGUUUUUAAAUAUUAAUUAAUAUGUUGAUAAAUAAUAACUAUAUUUAGUUGAAUAUUUCUAGUAAAUUGAUAUUUUCUAAAGAUUGCUUAUGAUAGGGGUUUAAUUUUAAAAGUUUAAGUACUUAAUAAUAAACGUAUAAUCCAUAUUACAGUUAAGAUUUUUCUUCACGUCAUUCUUGAUGCACAAUAAAUUUUUAAGAGUUAGAGACAACUCUACACGUAUUAAGAAAUGCAAUUAUUCGAGACGUUCGGAUAUAUACUUGUAUUACAAUACAAUUGUAAAAUAAAUUACAAAGACAAAA